AUGGCUCAAGGAGUUUUGAGCUCGGACAUCUCCAGAAGAAACCCGCAGGAUGAUUACGAAUUAAUUCAACGGAUUGGGAGUGGGACUUAUGGGGACGUCUAUAAGGCUAAAAGGCUUUCUACAAACGAUUUCGCUGCUAUUAAAGUGAUAAAAUUAGAACCAGGCGACGACUUUGGCAUCAUACAACAAGAGAUUCUUAUGAUGAGAGACUGCAGGCAUCCCAAUAUAAUAGCCUAUUACGGUAGUUAUUUACGCCGAGACAAACUGUGGAUUUGCAUGGAAUUUUGCGGAGGUGGCUCAUUGCAAGACAUCUAUCACAUUACUGGUCCUCUUGGAGAGAACCAAAUCGCGUACAUGUGUAGAGAAACGUUGCUAGGCUUGCAGUACCUUCACACUAUGGGGAAAAUGCACCGCGACAUUAAGGGUGCGAAUAUCCUUUUGACUGAAACCGGUGAUGUUAAAUUGGCUGAUUUCGGUGUAUCCGCUCAAAUUACUGCUACAAUUAACAAAAGGAAAUCGUUUAUCGGCACGCCAUAUUGGAUGGCUCCGGAGGUGGCUGCUGUUGAACGUAAAGGCGGUUACAAUCAGCUGUGCGAUAUUUGGGCAACCGGCAUUACUGCAAUAGAAUUGGCGGAAUUGCAGCCUCCCAUGUUCGAUUUGCACCCGAUGAGGGCGUUGUUUUUGAUGUCGAAAAGCGGUUUUAAACCGCCUACUUUAAAGGACAAAGAAAAAUGGAGUUCGACUUUUCACAAUUUCGUAAAAGUAGCUCUAACGAAGAACCCAAAGAAAAGGCCAACCGCGGAAAAAUUGCUACAGCAUGCUUUUUUCCAAGGGGACAUGCACAGAAGACUGGCUUUAGAGUUACUGCAGAAAGUUAACAAUCCCUCGCAUAUGUUUACUGAUCUUGAACCCGAUGAAGAUGGGGCUGUACCGAACGUUCCGCAAAGAAUUGCAUCACGACUGACAUCAAGAUCGAAAUCCCAAAAUGUAGUGCUUUCGAAUAAUUCAGAUAUCGAUUGCAUAGAUGAAGUUAACAAUACUUUGCAGAGAUCCAAUAGUAAAGAUAUACCGGCCGUUAUAAUCGAAGAAAAACAGCCACAGUGGGAUUUGACGGAUAUAAUGAACAAUGUUACUAGCGUCCAUAACUGCAUCGAACAUCAGAAUCAAAAGUGCGGUAUAGGAAAUGCUUUCGAUUCGCUCAACAGGGAAAAGAGUCUCUUGCAGUACAUUGACGAAGAGUUGAUGAUGAGGGGCACCUACAAAUAUCACCAGUCGGAGUAUGAGCAACAAGCCACCCUGCCCGUACAGAGUCCCGAAGGCACCGCGAAAUGUGACGUUCACGCCGCCCCCAAGGAUCCGCCGUUCAACGGUUCGCCGCGCAGACAUUCCUCCGUCGACGAAAUCUUCGGCUUGGUCACGUCGAUGAAUUUGACGGGCCAAAGGCAGCGAUCGCUCAGCGACAGCAGCCGAACGGGCAGGACCCAUCGGGACAACAGGGAAGUCAACGGUACCGGCGACGAUGCGAAUCACGAAGGUAGCUCUAUAGAUAUGGUGACCUGUCCGCCGGUGCCGCCUCGGAAGCACAGGAGGCGGCACACGCCGCCGAGACCGCCCAGUAACGGUUUACCGCCCACUCCGAAAGUCCACAUGGGAGCGUGUUUUUCGAAAGUGUUCAACUGUUGCCCGUUGAGGAUCCAUUGCACGGUUUCUUGGAUCAAUCCCGAUACGAGAGACCAGCAUAUACUGAUCGGCGCCGAAGAAGGGAUAUACAAUUUGAAUUUGAACGAACUGCACGAGACCUGCAUCGAUCAAUUGUAUAAUAGAAGAACCGUUUGGAUGUACGUUAUAAAGGACGUAUUGAUGACGUUAUCAGGGAAAACUCCGAAUUUGUACAGGCACGAUUUGCUGGCGCUUCAAAACAAACAAUCGCACCGAUUCAGUUUGCACAUGAACAGGAUACCGGAGCGGUUCGUGCCGAGGAAAUUCGCCCUUACUACUAGAGUACCCGAUACCAGAGGUACUUUGAAGUGCUGCGUAGCCAGGAAUCCUUACAACGGUUACAAGUAUCUCUGCGGAGCUACCGCCAACGGGAUUUAUCUGAUGCAGUGGUACGAUCCGUUGAAUAAAUUCAUGUUGUUGAAGCACGUGGAAUGUACCCUGCCGAGUCCUUUGCACGUUUUCGAAAUGAUUAUUACGCCGGAAUUGGAGUAUCCGGUCGUGUGCGUAUCGAUCAAGCAGGCUUACCAGCAGAAUAGGUUUAAAUUAGAUUUGAUUAAUAUGAAUUCAGGUGCUAGUUGGUUCCAUUCGGACGAAUUGCAAGAUAUGGACGGCACGGCCACCGUGAUCCCGCGCCGUGAAAAUUUAGACAUAGUGAAUGUGACUCAAUUAGAUAAAGAUACGAUUUUAGUGUGUUACGAAAAUCUUAUUAGAAUAGUCAAUGCGCAAGGGAAGCCGAAAACGAACAAAAAGCAGGUUUCAGAAUUGCGAUUCGGAUUCAAAAUCGAAAGCAUUAUUUGUCUUCCGGAUAGUGUUUUGGCCUUUCACAAGCACGGGAUGCAAGGUAGAUCGUUGAAAAACGGCGAAAUUACGCAAGAAAUUAUCGAUACGGCGCGAACGUACAAACUUUUAGGAUCAGAUAAGGUCGUGAUGUUGGAGAGCAAUUUACUUCGAAGUGGCACAUUAUCAGCAGACGAAGGCCACGAUUUAUAUAUUUUAGCAGGGCACGAGGCCAGUUACUAA
Messenger RNA from Phyllotreta striolata, 2739 nucleotides. NCBI's taxonomy places the organism in Eukaryota, Metazoa, Arthropoda, Insecta, Coleoptera, Chrysomelidae. The record is from the annotation of a GenBank genome assembly.